UAGUGAGCGAGAGCAGAGAGAGAGAGGCACCAUGUGUUAGUAUAAAACUCAAACAGAAUAGAGAGCAGAAAUGCGACAUGUGACAGCAGGGUAGACAUGCAGUACAGAGCUGUAGAUCGAGUGUCUGCAUGCAUAAACAGACUGGGGUGAGAGUAACGCUAAGCCAAAUUGCCUGAUUUACAACCGGUUAACAUACAGGCUUUCCAUCGGAAAAGGCAUAUGGGCAGAGUGACCUAGCACUCGGAACAGACCAUCUCUACAGCUUUCACCUGCAGCCAACAUGACAACUGCCACAAGGCUUUUGGACGAGCUGUGCCACCUCACUGCUCAGUCGCUGACCUCGCUGAAUCCGUCCGAUCACUUCCAGGUCAUCAAACUCCUGGGUGAAGGGUCAUAUGGCAAGGUCAUGCUGGCAAUGCAUAAGAAGAGAGGUACUCCAAUGGCUUUAAAAUUCUUUCCUCGUGACUCGACCUCUCUCUUCUCCUUUCUGAGGGAGUACAAUCUCUCUCUGGCAUACUGUACCCACCCAUCUCUCACGUCUGCUCUGGGAAUUGCCUUUUCCACCCCGACUCAUUAUGUCUUUGCCCAGCAACCCAGUCUCUAUGGAGACCUAUAUGAUGUCAUUGUUCCUGAGGUGGGCCUGGAGGAGUGUUGUGUUCAGAGAGUGGUGUCUCAGAUCAGUGGAGCUCUUUCUUACCUCCACACUCUUGGCUUCGCCCACCGUGAUGUUAAGCCGGAAAACAUAUUCCUGUGUGACCGAGACUGUCGAUGGGUGAAGCUUGGUGAUUUUGGUAUGGUGAAGGCAGUGGGUACCAGGGUCCCCUGUGUGUGGUACAGCUCCCCCUACUGUACCCCUGAGGCAGAGAUUGCAAGGGAGAAGGAGCUGAGCGACUCAGGGUCCCCCUCUGUGGAUGAGAAUGGCAACAAGAGCAAAGAGGGCUCCCAAAAGACUACAAAGAAACGUAUAUUAGUCUCAGUAGAGGUCAGCACAGACAGCUGGGCACUAGGAAUUCUGAUCUAUGCUAUGCUAAUGGGAAGUCUUCCCUGGUCUGAGAGUGUUCUAGACAAUGUUGCAUAUGAGAGGUAUUUCAGGUGGAGUGAGAGGGGGAGGAUGCAAACUGAAGACAGUGAGUCAGAUGGUCUUGAGGAUUUCUACUAUGUAGCCCCACAGUUCACAGCAUUCACUCCAUUGGCCUGCUCUCUCUUUCGGGCAUUACUGCACCCAAAGCCCAAUCUUCGAGCAACACCAGGGGAGGUAGCUGCAUAUCUGGGAGGAGCCUGGCUGCUGAGUAGUGACAUUAGUGGGUGAAGAAGCAGAAUGAAACAACCUGGUUGUAGCAAUGGCAAGUUUCAGUGAUGGCACAAAAAGGACAAACAACAUAAACUUCAGAGUGUUUUUUUUUUUACUUUUCUCUUUUACAUCAUUUUUCAUUAUGUAUCUUUGGGAACACCGGCACUGCUGCUGUCAUGCUUGCUCUCAUGUAGACGAGUCUGGCAUGGUGGUUAAGUUAACUUAGCCAGCGACUCUUUAGGUCACAGACUGAGCUAAACCUAGCUAUGACUAAGUAUAACCUGGCUAUAACUGAGCUAAACCUAGCUGUGACUAAGUAUAUCCUGGCUAUGACUGAGCUAAACCUAGCUAUGACUGUGCUAAACCUAGCUAUGACUGACCUAAACCUAGCUAUGACUGAGCUAAACCUGGCUAUGACUGUGCUAAACCUAGCUAUGACUGAGCUAAACCUGGCUGUGACUGAGCUAAACCUGGCUAUGACUGAGCUAAACCUAGCUAUGACUGUGCUAAACCUAGCUAUGACUGAGCUAAACCUGGCUAUAACUGAGCUAAACCUGGCUAUGACUGAGCUUAACCUGGCUAGGACUGAGCUAAACCUUGCUAAGACAUAGCUAAACCUAGUAUGACUGAGCUAAAGCUAGUUAUGACUGAGCACAACUGACACAACUGGGCUUAACCUGGCUAUUACUGAACUACACCCAACUAGGACAGAGCUAAACCCAGCUGUGACUGGGCUUAACCUGGCUAUGACUGGCCUAAACCAGGCCAUGACUAAGCUUUACAAGGCUACGAUUGAGCUAAACCCAGCUAUGACAAUAAUAAAUUAAAAAUGACUCAACAGCAAACUAGACAAAAUAAAAAUGUUUAAUGGACACAGAAACAAAUGACUCAUAGACAAUAUACAGGUGAUGGAAGUGAUUUAUAUGCUAUAUUCAACAAUACAACAUUGUUUUGUACUAAAGCAACACACAAUGCACAAGGUCUUCAGAAUGACUGUUAAUACACUGUUGCCGCCUACUGGAUAUAUUUUAAACUGCAAGAACAGACAUAUUUAAAUUAUGAUUAUUUAUGAAACAUAAAUAUUGUUGUUUUUAAGGGUUAUUUUGAGAAUGAGUGUUCAAGUACUUCUUCGGACAUACCAACAAGUAUUCAAAGUGGGCCAGCCAUACUAUGUACUUUUUUAUGUCCAAAAUUUAGAGAGUUCAGAUACUUUGAGGUGCAUCUAUCGCUGACAGAGGUGUGCACACACAACUUGUAUAAUAUCUAUAGAAACACUUUGGCGAUGGAAUGGGCUGCUUUGUAGCAUCCAUAUAUGAGCUAGUGUCAAGCUAGAGGGGUUUAUAGCCCCCAAGAUUUAGGACUUUGGGAUAAACUGAAGUGAUGUUAGUGAUCCAGAAUUAAUCGUCCAACAUCAGUACCUAGCCUCACUAAGGCUCUUGUGGCUGAAUCCAAUCAAAUACUCACAGCAAUGUUCCAACAUCUAGUGUGAAGACGUCCCAUAGGAAGUUUUUACUGCAGCCAACUCCCUAUUAAUGCCUUUGAUUACAGAAGAAACGUUGGACGAACAGUGUCUGCAUACUUUUUGACAUAAAAUGUAUGGACAUGCAAUUUAGGUAUAUGUUCAUUUUCAGAACAGAUUUCCUGUAUACCUGCUUAUGUCUUUGUUAUAAUUGUCUUUAAAGUGUCUUUUACAGCAUUACACCAAUUCAUUUUACAUUGUAUGAACACUUUAUGAUGAAUGGAUUGAUAGAAAUUAGUCUAAGAAUGAUAAAAUAAUAAAAUAACAGUAAUGCCUUA
Colossoma macropomum (tambaqui) is the source of this 3088-nucleotide messenger RNA. RefSeq names its product serine/threonine-protein kinase SBK1. The record is from RefSeq and is a predicted model, not a curated record. Bases 281 to 1309 code for a protein of 342 amino acids. Gene Ontology annotation, molecular function: protein serine/threonine kinase activity; ATP binding. The transcript is spliced from 4 exons. Gene Ontology annotation, biological process: peptidyl-serine phosphorylation; peptidyl-threonine phosphorylation. NCBI's taxonomy places the organism in Eukaryota, Metazoa, Chordata, Actinopteri, Characiformes, Serrasalmidae.